Molecule: messenger RNA, 1536 nt
Organism: Fusarium tjaetaba
Lineage: Eukaryota; Fungi; Ascomycota; Sordariomycetes; Hypocreales; Nectriaceae
Product: general amidase
Exons: 2
Coding region: 1-1536 (511 amino acids)
Source: RefSeq, a predicted model, not a curated record
AUGAAUUUUGCCUCUUCUUCUUCAGUCCCCCCAUCAGGGUCUUCCAAAGACUACUCCAGUGUCGCCACCCAUAGCUCGAAGUCCCUCGAAUCUAGGCCCUUGGCCACAGAUAUGCUUCCAGGGCUGCCGGUUGUACAGGUGAAGCCCAUGGCUCUCGGCACUCCCGAGUUCGAGGAGAAGAGGGCUGCGUUGCUUGAAGCAUUUGCAGCAAAAGUUCCGGCGGAGCUGCGGCUGCCUUUGGAAGUUAUACAGGACCCCCCAACAGAUGUCACCUCGAUCCCAACAACUUGUGGUAUUUUAUCUCCAGAGGAAAUCAUCAUCACUGAGAAUUAUGAUGCAGUUGGCCUUCUUGAGGCAAUUGGACGUCGAAAGCACCCUGCGGUAGCAGUUGCCCAAGCGUUCUGCAAGCGUUCCAUCAUUGCGCAUCAGCUCACAUGCUGCCUCACACAAUGGUUCAUGGCCGAGGCCAUCGAGCAAGCUCAAAAGCUCGAUGCAUUUCUCGAGGCUCAUGGGAAGCCUAUCGGUCCAUUGCAUGGCUUGCCAAUAAGUAUCAAAGAUCACAUUCAAGUUGCCGGAACCUCUUCCUCACAGGGUUGUUUUAUCAGUAUCAGCGACGAUGGCCAAGAUGCAGACAUCGUGUCAAUCCUGCGUGCCCAAGGUGCCAUCAUUUACUGCAAAACGAACCAGCCUCAGUCACUGAUGCAUCUUGAAAGUGACUCUCACUGGGGAAGAGUCCUGAACCCUUUCAACAUUCAUCUGUCUGCUGGUGGUUCGACGGGAGCCUUACCUUUCGAUCCCAACGUCGUUCGGAUUCCGUGGAUUGGUCUUGAAACACAGUUCAAUCGGCGGCUCAAGGUCGGCAUCAUCAGCAACGAUGGCUUCAUCGAGCCUCAACCGCCAGUGAAGAGGGCAAUUUCGUGGGCCAGAAGCCUUCUGUCCGACAGCAAGUUUGCCAAUCUCAUCGAAAUGAAAGAGUUCAAAAUCUUUGGCGCGGAAGAGGCAUGGAACCAAGUCCGAAGACUUUACUGGCCCGACGGCGGGCAUCUCACCAAAAACGGCAUAAUCUCAUCCGGAGAACCUCUUCACCCUCUUACAGAAUGGAUCUACAGAGACGCAGAGCCCCUGGGCAUGCACACCGCCGUAGAUCUUACAGCCGUCCACAAACAGCGAGACGAUUUCCGACUUGCUUUUGCCAAAAGCUGGAGUGAGCAAGAUGUGGAUGUCAUUAUCGGGCCGUCGUUCGUAGGGCCAGCGUGUGCGCACGACACGGCCUUCUACUGGACGUACACCUCGCUCUACAACCUUGUCGACUACCCGGGAGCGGUUAUUCCCACGCCAAUUAGGGCUGAAUCUGGGGAAGUUUACGAUACGGGCUAUGUUCCGCUAAGCGAUGCUUGUCGACAUGUUAGAGAUUUGUGGGAGGAGGGUGAUUUUGGGGGUGCGCCUGUUAAUUUGCAGGUGGUGGCGAGGCGAUAUCACGAUAAUGAGCUUUUUGGGGCGUUGCGCGUACUGAAAGACGUAUUGGACUUGUCUUAA